AAACAUCAGUCAUCAUGUCAAAUAGUCGAUGCCACUUUUUACAGCUCGUUCCUAUCGAUUUUCUAAAAAAAUUGACAAAAUUUUAACUCGAAAACAGUCGAAAUUUUCGAUUUUUUUGGAAUUUCGCGGAAUGAUACAUCAUUCGACGCUAUAUUCUAUGCUGAUUACGAAUCUGUUAUUGGUUUUGAAGAAUAAACGUAUUUUGAUGUUGAAAUCGUCGAUUUUCUAGCCGAAAAUACUGAAAAAAUUGACCUGAAGAAAAUUUGGUCAACUCGUCUUGAAUUAUACAUCAGAAGAAUCCAUUUUUCAUGCUGAUUACGAAUAUGUCAUUGGUUUUCAAAAUAGAUGAAAUUUGAGAAAAAAUUCGCCGCCAUCAGGGUCCCAAUUGCUAAAUUUUGAGGUCAAUUUUAUCGAUCAGGAAAGCAUAUAAUUGAGUGAUAUUUUCGCGCUGAGUAGGUGUGCGUCAACCCCCCUUUCUUUCUCUACCCCCAUACCUUCAUACCCAAUUCCACCGGCUCCGCCGGGACAAAGCCCCUUUAAGCUGGAAAAGAAUGCAAAAUUGAAAAAAAAUCAUGAAAACAUCAGCGAAUCCACUGUUUUGCAUCCCUCCCCUCCCACGACCCUCCCCUCCCUUCGUGAAACAUCAGUCAUCAUGUCAAAUAGUCGAUGCCACUUUUUACAGCUCGUUCCUAUCGAUUUUCUAAAAAAAUUGACAAAAUUUUAACUCGAAAACAGUCGAAAUUUUCGAUUUUUUUGGAAAGAUUUUCUAAAAAAAUUGACAAAAUUUUAACUCGAAAACAGUCGAAAUUAUCGAUUUUUUCGCAUUUCGAGGAAUGAUACAUCAUUCGACGCUAUAUUUUAUGCUGAUUACGAAUCUGUUAUUAGUUUUGAAGAAUAAAAGUAUUUUCAUCUUGAAAUCGUCGAUUUUCUAGCCGAAAGUGCUGAAAAAAUUGACCUGAAGAAAAUUUGGUCAAAUUGUCUUGAAUUAUACAUCAGAAGAAUCCAUUUUUCAUGCUGAUUACGAAUCUGUCAUUGGUAUUGAAUAAAGAUAAAAUUUGAAAGAGAAAAGCUCCGAUCAGGUGCCCAAUUUCUAGAUAACUCAGAAAUCAUAUGCGUUAAAACAAUAAGAUAAUUUAUCAAAAAUAUGGUUGGUUCGUUGAUAUUUCAAGAUUUUACUUUGAAAUACUCAAUAUUAUUAUCAUUUUGUAGUUUUAUAAAUACUCUAACGAGGCAAUGAUAUCCAAUAAACAAUCAAUAUUUUUCUAUGACUUUUUCUAAGAUCUCGUUAAAAUACGAUUGUCAUAGAAUACUCUAUCGUCGUCUUAUCAAUGACAAAACAAUGAGUUUUCAUAGUUUCCUUACUAAAAAAAAAAUUUUCGAGACUUAAUACCUCUAUUUUUUCAAAAAUAGAUUGAGAUUGAUAAAAAUAUAUAUCCUCUGAUCAGGUCAUUUGAAUUGUUCAGCAGUUCAUAAGAUUCUCCAUCAAUAUUCAAUGAAUUUGGCAACUGAAAUCUAGACAAUUAUAGCGCUUAGGCACUUUUUAGCAAUCCUACUAGCAUCUGACAAGUAUGGCUCAUCCACCAUGCUACUAAUUCAUAUUUCUCUAUGAAACAUUACUCACAAUAUAUUCACUGAUAGUUGAAUCAUAUGACAUAUUAAAAACGAGUCUAACUUUUACUCUUGCAGAAUGUAGGCAAAUGCUAAAAAAUGGUGCUAAACGGGCUCUGUAAGUACUCCAGUGUAUGGAAUCAUGGUAAUAUCCUAAUGGUAUGUGUCUAUGAUCGUUAUCUACUUGUUCACAAAGUUUCAUUACGAUAUCACCCACCUGAAGUGGUUCGCGCCAAUUUUCCUAGCCCAUUUAUUGAUUUGGGCUUUGCCCAAUACCGCGCACCAUCACUUACUACGUCGGAUCUUGAUACAACCAACGUCAUUCGAUAGAGCAUGAAAAAAUUACCCUAACCCCCCCUGUAUACUUACCCCCCCUUUUAUAUAUAUCCUNAACAAUGUAGUAACGAAUAAAGGAAACCAUUGAUGAAGCUACGCAAUGAUGAAAUGGAUUAAAAGGUAUAGGAUAGCCUAUGGUCAAAAGGCAUCCAAUAGGAAGUGUUGAAAUACUAAAUGGGGUUUUUUGGUGGGGUGCAAUCGCCGAAUCGAAACAGGAAUGUACCAGUAUAAUGUUCUAACAUAUAAAAGCAAUAGAGCAUGCUACUAGUUCAAUAUGUGCUGCUAUAUAUGCCUACAGCUACAAGCAGUCUGUCGAUUUUUGCUAAAACCUGAAUUUCUGCCUCAGCCAUUGUGAAAAUGGUAGGAAACUGAGCGUAAUGGGCCCUAAAUGAAUAUUGGGCACGUAUAGGAAUCAAAGGGGUCAGUUGGACUAUGACUGAAGUAACUCAAAAUUGGUCCAUGUUUUAGGGCCCAUCUCGAAUCGAAGGGUGAGGUGAGAGACUAGCUGCCAUAAUCUAGAUUUCAUCCUUACUAAAGAAAUUAACAGAUGAGUUAUGAAAACUAAACGAUUUCAAAAAGAAAUCACAAGAUAAAUUCAUAAUUGAGGGUGAGAUAAAUAACCACAAUCAAUUUUUGUGGGUGUGAGUGUGGGUGUAUUAUUUUUAAAGGAAUUAACCACGAUCUAGAUUUCGACCUUUCUGAAGGGUCACCAUCAUAUAGUUGAAGCGCUGCAUAAUUCAAUGAAUUCAAUUGAAAAGAAAAAUUCAAAGAAAAAUUCUUCUCACUUUUAAUAAACGAAAAAGUAAAACUAGAGAUUUCUUAAAUAUAAAUAUAUAGUUGAAAUUCAAAGCAUCACGCGACGUGUUUCGAACUUGUACAAGGGUCUUUUUUUAUUAAAUAUCUCAAAUUAAUUAAAAAAUUAAUUUCAUAAUUGUAUUCUAUCAUCUCCAGGGCUCGAGUAGAGAAAGUUAUUCAGCUUUGGAUUCAAAAAAUAGCCAAUAUGUUCAGAAAGGACUAAAACGUUCCAUGUUUUAAAAUCUAAAUUUAAAUCAUAAAAGUGAGUUCGAUGACUCACUCUUCCUAGAACAAGAAAGCUUUAAUGAAAAAUUCUCGACUAUCUGGUUUCGGUUCGUCAACCGUGCAUGUUCAGUUACGUGCAAUAAUACAUAUUUGAAAACUAGAAUUCGUUUUUGAAAUAGUGGUCGCGUUCUUUUUUAGUACGCUUUUUAUAGGAUCAAUUUAAAACGUUCGGAGAAUACUUUCAAAUAUAAUUGGAAAGAAUAAUAGGAAGAAAAAAAAGCUAUAGAAUUUUUUUCUCUUCUAUUACCCUUAAACUUGUUAUGUUAUGGUUUAUUAGAAUUGCAUUUGAAAUGGCGACUGAAACGAAUUUUUUAGUAAAGAACGAAGAAUGAAAAAAAAAAUCUAUCGAAAUGAGAGCGUUUGUUUAAACUUCAUGUUAGUUUAUUCAUUUGAGAAAAAGUCUACCUUUAAAUUUGACGAUUCUCUUUCAUUCACAAUAGCAUUCUCAUUGUAGUUCAAAUUCUCGACAGUUUCAAUAGCAGAUGUGCACUUGCCAUGGAAGAUCCAUCAAAUACUAGCAUGUCACAGCGUAUCUCAGAGCUGGAUACAAUAUUAGAGAACAGGGUUAUAGAUCUUGAACACUUCACAAAAGUACAUGCAAAUGGCGAUAUGGAGAUAAAUUACUAUGAAGAAAUGCUGAAUAACAAAGCUGAACAAAUGAAGAAUUCGCUAUUCAAUGAUAUCGAGAGUUUACAACAGAACAUUCGCGCUUAUCGUCCCCAAAACUCAGAUAGUACUGAAACCCGAAGAAACUAUGCUCAAUUGGUUGAAAACUCUACUAAUGCUUUAAAAUUUACCACAAGCAAAAUAUCUCAUAUUUUCAGCCGUAUAUUGCAAGUGAUUAAGGAUAUCUGUAAUGCUAUCAGUGAGAAUGUUCCGAAAAUUAUUGAUUUCAUUUCAUCCAUAUUUUCUAAAUUUAUUUAUCCUUUAUUGAGAUGA
This is a messenger RNA of Rotaria socialis, 3963 nucleotides long. NCBI's taxonomy places the organism in Eukaryota, Metazoa, Rotifera, Eurotatoria, Philodinida, Philodinidae. The record is from the annotation of a GenBank genome assembly.